This is a messenger RNA of Oryzias latipes (Japanese medaka), 3073 nucleotides long. The record is from RefSeq and is a predicted model, not a curated record. NCBI's taxonomy places the organism in Eukaryota, Metazoa, Chordata, Actinopteri, Beloniformes, Adrianichthyidae.
UUGCUACAGUAUUACACAGCAAAUUUUUAAGUGUUAUUUUUUUUAGAGUUUUAGUAUGCAGAUUAAUUUUUUCAACACUACAGAGUACAUUAACACCUAAUUACACUUUUUAGUUUCCAACUCAUACACUUUGUAGUGUCAUGUUAUAUGUCAGUGUUGGUGUAGAGCUCAUAUUUGCUCACCAAACACCCCAGACUGUAUAUUUAUGAUUGAGUCUGCAUGGUUCUCAUUUCAAGUAGCGUACGUCAUUACGUCAGGUACGUUUCUAUUGGUAGGAAAUAGAUGAGCGGCAAAGAAGGCAAUCGUUGACGGCGGGAAACAACGGUUUUCAAGCGUCGUGCGGUGAAAAGGAUAUCGUGUCAGACAGCGGGAAACAGGUAAGUGGCAUUUGAAUAACCCACGCUAUUAGACAAAUAUUUAGACACAGUUUCGCAUUGGUUUUUUAUUUGAUCGGUAAUGUAUUUCCUGCUACCUUUUUUGUUUUGUUGUUUUUGUUUUUUUUUGCUAGCCUGACUGCAACAAACAUCGAUCGCUAGCUAAAACAAUUAUUUGAAAUUCAAGGAAGUUGUGGUAUCCUAAUAAAUUAUUUUGUGCUUUAUGUGUUUAACAGUUUUGGACAAUUGAAGUUCAAUUUGAAUCCCCCCUGCGUAUUUAGCACGUGCGUGCCGUCGUGGUAAAAGAAGCCGGUCUGUGUGGGGCACUAACACUAGAGAGAGUUCUGCAUUUGCGAUUUUAAAUUGUAUUAAAUCUUCAACUUAAAGUAAACAAAAAAUAUGUGAAUGUUGUAAAUUUUAUAUUUUAGUGUCCAUUGAGAUAUUUGAGCCCGCCUGCCAAAAUCGAUAAACUUGUGGGGAAAACCCCAUCCCCCAACGGGUGGGAAAAUCUGAGUCUAUGUCCGAUUUUCCACAAUUCCCACUCUUAUCCCUAACUAUAACAAAUAUAUACAGUGCAGGACUGUCUACUGCCCUGGAUUAAAAGCGAAUUGAACAACACCAUGCUCACUUUUUUGAAAGCUUACUACUUUUUUAAAACUGCAAUAAUGACGUCACCUAUUUCACAAAGUGAAAAUCUAAUUGAUAAUAUGAGAGUUUUAUGGUGACUAUGUGAAUCCACUGUGUUGUGAUGAUAAAAACGUUGAUGUUUCACUUAAAAAAACAUUUAGAUACAUUUUUUCGCACAAAUUGGUCAAACGCAAAGCAUUGGGGUCUGUUUGUCUAUAGGGGUGUAACGGUUUACUUGGUUGUAUGGAAUCGUGUCUUUUUACAGCAAUUUCGGUUCACUUUUGUACUGUACCCCACCCCCCCCAAUUAACCGUGACCUUCCACAAUAUGCUCUUUUGUUAAACUUGUUGACUUAGCUUUUGUUUUUAAGGAAUGCUUUUUUGAUUUUUUUUUUUAGCUGCAACAAUGCUAUUUAAAGUCCAGUAUUUGGGAAAGAAACGAUAUGUCAAACUAAAUGGAGCCUCGUAUGCUACAUUCCUGAGACAAGCCAAAGAGAAGUUUGACAUCCCUCAUGAGACAAAUUUAUAUGUUGUGGAUGAAACUGGGACAGAGAUUGACGAGGACGUGUUUAGUGAUCUUCUGGACGAAAAGUCCGACAUUGUCUGGAACCUUGUUGAUGCCUCUUCUGUUCAGGAAUCUCCAGUGCAGUCUUCAUGCACAGAUACCCUGUCUCUCUCAUCACUUUCAUCAGACAAUGAGACUUCCUUCAUGUCCCCUUAAAGAAGUUACAGUGCAGACCCUAAGUCCCAAAGAAAAGAAUCAAGUGAUGAAAGUUCUUCAGAUGCGAAAGAGCUUGUUGAAAAACUACUGGAAGCCAAGCCAGGAGGAGAGAAAAUACUAAAAGAAUACAGACAAACAAGGGAGGUUAAAGAUGCAUCAGGCCGGACAAUAGUCAAAAUAGUUGUGGCAGCUAUGAUUGAGCAGUAUGGGACGACUCCCCCCAUGGAUAUAAGGACACGCUAUGCUUUAGGGAUUGUCACCCUGUUUCCUUGUCUGAAAGAUCCAUACUCAGAAAAAGGAUAUGAGCACUUUUUUGAUGCUAAGAGUAAUGGAGGCUACAUUGCAUGGAAACUAAAAAACAUGCAGCGUGAACUCAGUAGUGGAAGCAGGAGGAGCAGCAGCUCUGGAAGGGAUUCAUCACGCAAUAGAGGACCACAGUUGGAGAGACCUGUGACCGCAGAGCAUCAGUUGGAUGGGGACCUCUGCAGAGAGGCCUUAUCCUUUUUGAGGCACUGCACUGAAGAAGGGCAGAUCUUCAUGAAGAUGAAACAAACUUUUCAAUACAGACGGAUGUUAAUUCAAGAUUCUGAGAAGUGUGAGACCAUCCUAACAGUAUUCCCAAGGUUUCUAGACACAAAGGGCCUGGUGUUGCAGGAUUUCCAAAUGAUGUUUGGUGAGGAAACCGCCUCAAAACUCUUGGAGAAAUGGGGAACUUUGUUAAAGCAGAAAGUUAUCAAAGAAGCGAAAAACCUCACAAAAACACCAACUCUGGACUCCCUCAUUCAGUCUGCUGAGGAGAACCAUGAUGAAAAUGAAGAUUUACCAGCUUGGGACAGUGACAUGGCAGCACUGUUGCUGUUGGUUUAUCUCCUUCCUCCUCCACCUGGUGGGAAGAAGCAACCUGGAAAGAUCGCUGUUCGAGAAGCUUUAAAACGUGUCGUCCAUUUUCACAAAUCAUGCCGCAGCCUUCAAGAGGUAACGGGCCCAGUCCAGGGGAGACAGCCCUACAUUCUGGCUGUUGGAACAUCACGUGCCAGCAUCAAUGAUUAUUACAUAGUGGUGGACGGUCAACUCAUCCCCUGCAAGGCUAAGUCUUCACUUUCAGCCUUUGAUGAACUUUUCAAAGCACACUACGUGUUUGGCAUCUCCUACGACCAGCCCUUGCAGAACAUGUAUACAUUUGUGCAGACGACCAUUUACAAUAUUGAUGUUGGCCUAUGCCAUGAAAGCCCCAGGGUAAAGGACCUCAGAUCAAAGCUUCUCAAUUGACUCAGUGGAACACAUGAAGACACUGGGAUUUGCUGAGCACCUUCAUGCCUAUCAUGUGAUGACAGGAGAUGAGUAUGACGUUU